This is a messenger RNA of Peronospora matthiolae, 990 nucleotides long. Lineage: Eukaryota; Oomycota; Peronosporomycetes; Peronosporales; Peronosporaceae. The record is from the annotation of a GenBank genome assembly.
AUGAGCGAAUUUCGACAAGCGACGGCGUACAUGGCGGCGCUGGAGGAGCAUGUGACAGUGCUACAGCAAUCAAUUACGGGCAACAUCGAUCAUGGUACUCUAGAAGAUAGUCUCAGCUCGAUUUUGGCUGCAAUUGAGGGUGAAGUGAACUCAAUGAUGGAAAAGCAACGAGACCGCUGCUCCAUGGUGGACCCUGUGACAAGGCAACCCCGGCUUGGUCCUAAAACGCUGGCUAACGUUCAAGACCUGCUACGUCGGUACGACGCUGUGAAACUGGUGAUGGAGGUAGAUGCUCCGUUGCGUCUACAAGUCGAAACGACGAUCUGUCACUUCAAAGAAGAAGAAAUUGCUCGGAAGGAGGAAGAGGCUGCUCGAGAGAGAAAUCUAAAGGCUGCUCAGCAAGCUGCGGAAUUAAAACGGGACCAGGAACAGGUUAGAAUACGACAGGAAGCUAGAGAUCGAGAAGAAAGACAACGGCGGAACGAACAACUUCGGAUUAAAGAGCUAGCGACUGCCGCACAGAAAAAGAGGGAGGAACGCGAGAAAGAGCGUACAGAAGCGAAACGACAACGAAAAGUGGAGGAGCAGGAGCGCGAACGCUUGAAUGCAUCGAUUUCGCGCGGUAAGGUGGGGCUCGAAAAAUCGAUUGCGAUGCUGCGGGAAAGUACAGGCAGUGAGGUGCUGUAUCGCCAGUCACUUGAGAAGCUAUUCAGUGUGGUGAGCAAUAUCUGCUCAUCGCCAGAGAAUGUAGCUUUUCGCCGUAUCGUUAAAGAUAAUGCUAAUUUUCACGCUGAUCUGGGGCAAUAUGCUGGCGGGCAUCAGUGUCUGCUCGCGAUGGGAUUUAAAGAACUUCAACAGGGCGACGAAACGCAGCCCCGGACUGUUUUUUCGAUGGAGGAACCAGAUUUGUCUGAAGAUUUGGAUGCCUGGAGUGACUGGUUUGACGAGCUCAAGGAGAUUCAACGUCUGGUAGAGUCCAAACUACAAUAA